AUGUCAUUGAGCACUAGAUCCUACGGCCAGAAAACCCUUAGCGUGUACGGUGGAGCCGGCGGCCAUGGCACCCGCAUUUCCUCCGCCCAGGCAUGUUACUUACCUGCUCCGGGCUUCAACUUGGCCGACGGCCUGGACCUGCACGUGGGCGCCAACGAGAAGGCCACCAUGCAGAACCUCAACGACCGCCUGGCUUCUUACCUGGAGAAGGUGCGCACCCUGGAGAAGGAAAAUGAGCGUCUGGACAAGCAGAUCAGAGAGUGGUACCAGAGCAGAGCUGUCAUCAGCCACGACUACACCAACUACUUCGCCAUUAUUGAUGAUCUGAAGGAUAAGAUCCGGAUCGCUGCAAGGCUCAAUGCCAAGACGAUUCUCGAUAUCGACAAUGCGAAACUGGCUGCUGAUGACUUCAAAAUGAAAUAUGAGAAUGAGCUGGCCAUGAGAAUGGCUGUGGAGGGUGACAUCGCUGGGUUGAAGAGGGUGCAGGAAGAGAUGAAAAUGGUCAGAGUGGAUCUGGAGUGCCAAGUGGACGGUCUGAAAGACGAGCUCAUCAUGCUCAAGAAAAACCAUGAAGAGGAAUUAGCUCUACUCAGGAGUCAGAUGGGUGGUCAGGUAAAUGUGUCCGUGGACGCGUCACCCUCUCCAGACUUGAACCAGGCUAUGACAGAGAUCAGAGAGCACUAUGAGGCUCUAAUCGCCAAAAAUCGCAGGGAACUCGAGUCCUGGUACCAAACCAAGAUGGCAGCAAUAGAGCAGGAAGUGAUUACACAGACCGAGUCCCUGGUGACGUCCCGCACAGAAAUCAAAGACCUGAAGAGCACUCUCCAGAGGCUGGAGAUUGAACUGCAGUCCCAUCUCAGCAUGAAAGCAUCCCUGGAGGGCACCCUGGCAGAGACGCAAUCCCGCUACGCUGCACAGCUAGCCGGCCUGCAGAACAUGGUGGUCAGCUUAGAGGCCCAGCUUUCCCAGAUCCACGCAAACAUCACCAACAAUAAGCACGAGUACGAUAUGCUGUUGGAUCUUAAAACCCGACUGGAGCUGGAGAUUGCAGAGUACAGACGACUGCUGGACGGAGAAGAUGAGAGCUCAAAGCAAGUGGUCACCAAAGUUAUCACGGUUGUGGAGACUGUCGUGGAUGGGAGGGUGGUUGAGAGCAGCAAGACUGUUGAUGUAGAUGUGGAUGAAAUUGAGUGA
Nerophis lumbriciformis (worm pipefish) is the source of this 1194-nucleotide messenger RNA. Lineage: Eukaryota; Metazoa; Chordata; Actinopteri; Syngnathiformes; Syngnathidae. The record is from RefSeq and is a predicted model, not a curated record.